Messenger RNA from Chironomus riparius, 5148 nucleotides. The record is from the annotation of a GenBank genome assembly. Lineage: Eukaryota; Metazoa; Arthropoda; Insecta; Diptera; Chironomidae.
GUAUUUCAACAAUGCAUUUGUAUUUUAAUUUUAAGUUAGAAAAAAAAAUGUAAUUAAGUUUAUAAAAGAGGAUUUUUGACUCUAAGAAAAGAUUUGAAGAGAAAAUUGUUCAAAAAUUACGUAACAAGGAAUUUUGUGUUAAGUGAAUUUAAUUAAAAUUUAUCUCUAAUGGUCAAUGUACCACCGGAAAACAGUAAACAAACAAGACCAUUCAUGAAGAAUACAAAGAAAUUCUACAAACAACAUCCAAACAAGUUGUCGUCGUCAUCAAAUCGACAUUACUUUCAGUCAGGUAAUAUCGAUGAAUCGAUGACAUCGGAGCCAACGAGUCAUGGCAAUAGUGGUGAAAAUUCAUCGCAAUCACAACUCGUGGUUGAAUCAUCGCCGGUAAAUAUAGCAAUUGUUACACCAACGGCGCGUAAUCCAACGACACAUAAUAUGAAUAUUAAUCACAGUCACAAUUGUAAAGCUGGAACUAUUCCACCACCACAAAUUGGCAAUGCUGUACCACCACGAACUAUGCAUGUACAACACCAUAUUCAUCAUAUACAACCGGUCCAAAUAUCAACUGCCAUAUCGCCGGGGCAAAUACAAGCUAGUGCUACGACAGCACAAUUGACAGCUCAUCAACCAAAUCCGUGGCCGGUUGUUGAGCCUGCUUUUCAUUUCGGUCCAGGUUUUGAAAUUCAUCAAUCGUAUUGUCCAACACAUUCUCAUACUGAUCAGCAUAUUGUAUUAUUUCACUUAUCGCCUGGCGUCGCAGUCUCAUUUCAAAUUGCCGGUGGACAUAAAAUCAUUCAAGGACCAGUCACAGUGCCAAUGGUAUCACAAAGUGGAUCACCUCCUAUUCCAAUGCCGGUUCAAGUGCCACCAGGACAUGUAAUGCAACAAAUUGUUGAUGAAAAUGGAACGCUACGUCAUGUAAUUUUAUCAACACAACAUCAACAGUUACAAAGUGGUGUACAAGGUGUUCAACACCAUAUCCACGGUCAUUUCAUAACUGCCAACGGAACAGCUCCACAAUAUUACAAUCCAAUAGCAGGAUAUCCACCAACAAAUCAAGCCAGCUCAACAAAUCAAUUAUAUACGACAAUGAAUCAUCAGCAAGCUCAACAAUUGUCACAUUCGCCAUCACCUCCGAAUAGCACAAAUAACAACAACAGCAACUCUAGCAACAAUAACAAUAACUCGAUAAAUAAUAUUAAUUAUCAAAACAACGAGAGGGCCCAGCGACAAUAUAACAAGUUAAUACGAAAAUUGGAAUCACGCAAUACGACAAGUCAAGUUCAUUCCCAAGCAUCAAGAAUCAAUAAUAGAAAUGACAAUCUCAAUGGCUCUAGUGGUACUCGUAGAAAUAAUUUACAACGAAAUGGUACAAACUCUGCUGGUGGUGCUUCAUCAGUAGGAACAAGUGAUGAUGGUGAAGAAUCAUCGAGUGUACCAGAUGAGGAGGAUGAUAUGCAAAUUCUUAUUGACUAUUUAUCAUCAAUUGAACCACCAGUGGUUAAGGAAAUUCAAUCGCAUACAGCACUUGUUACGUGGGAAGCUCCACCACAACCAACUGAAAAUGCCUUAGUCAAUCUCAACACCAACGAUAUCCGUUAUGAAAUUCUAUUGGGUGAUCGUGGAAAAGAUGGCAAAUACAAAUCAAUUUUUCGUGGUACAAAUCUUUCAUGUCGCAUACAGGAUUUGCGUGCAGGACAAGAAUAUCAUGUGUGUCUUAGCGCUCAUUUGGAUGAUGUAAAGGGAUCAGAGACUGAACCAGUGGUUUUUAAGACACCGGCACGCGAACCUGACACACCAACGCAACCUAAAGUUCUUGCAAAGACCAAAAGUUCUUUACAAUUACGAUGGAAUGCACCAGUCGAUAAUGGUUCACAUAUAAUUCACUAUGUUCUGGAAAUGAGUAACGAACCAGAUGGUGAAUUUACAGAGUUGUGUAAAAUUAAGGGUAAACAAUUUACAGUUAACAAAUUAACACCAGCAGCAUGGUAUACCUUCCGCUUAGCGGCAGUUAAUGAAGUCGGACGAUCAGAGUAUUCGCAACCAGUUUCAUAUAAUACAGACGGAUAUCCACCACCUCAACCACUACCUCCACGAGUUCAUAAUGUGACAACAACAUCAAUUGCAUUACUUUGGAGUCGAAGACGUGAAGAUGGUGAAUUUAUUCUACAAAUGUCAAACCAAGGCCCGCAAGGAUACAUGAAUGUUUAUUAUGGACCAGAAUUAAUUUAUGAAUGUACACGACUUCAACGUGCAACAAGCUAUCAAUUUCGUUUAGCAUCUAAGACUGAUGCAGGACAAUCUACAUGGAGUGAUGAGAUAUCAGUGGUAACACUUCCUGAUCAACCGGGACGUCCAUCAAAGCCUCAAGUAAAAGGAAAGAUCCAUGCAUAUAAUUUCAAAGUGAAAUGGGAUCCUCCACAUGAUAGAGGCGGUGCAGAAAUUAAAUGUUAUCAUUUAGAAAUCAGUUCGGGUGCAGUUUAUGAACGAAUUUAUAGUGGAACGUUAGCAGAAGCUGUAUGUGAUCGACUUAGUCCGGGUACAACGUAUCAAGUUCGUGUAUUGUGUGAGGGACCUGGUGGCGUAAGUGGACCAUCUGAUACGUCAACAAUUACAACAGAAGCCAUCGUUCCAAAUCCACCUAAAACUCCGUACUAUAGUAAUCUACCUGGACCAUAUGCAGCAGUGCUGCAAUGGGAUAAACCACAUUAUCAAGGAGGAGCUCCUGUAAUUGAAUAUGAACUUGAAUUAGAAGGCAUUCUUAAUGAAGGGAAUGCGGAUAGAAAAAAGCAAAAAACAAUUGUUUAUCGUGGCAAGGAGCCAUAUUGUGUUGUUAAAGAUCUCCUUCCUGGAGAAUCAUAUACAACUCAUGUACGUGCUGUGAAUCGUAUUGGUGCUGGUGAAUGGUCUGAUGAAUUUUCUUUCCGUGCUGGUUCAGCGCCACCUGGCAAACCUCUUUCUCCUGAAGUUCAAGUGCGCUCAGCAACAAAUUUACUUGUUAAAUGGCAAGAACCUUUAUGCAAUGGUGCACCGAUUAUUGACUAUAAGUUGGAAAGUUCAUCGAAACAAGAGGACGAUGGAUUUAAUAUUGUAUAUCAUGGCACAGAAAUGAGUGCUGAUUUGAAGGAUCUGUUGCCAUUCACCACUUACUUUUUCCGUCUUCACGCUGUCAAUGCUUCUGGUCGCAGUCCAAACUCAACAACUGUUUCUCAACGAACACCGGCUGAUGUGCCUGGUAUUCCAACACUUUUGCCCGAUCUGUUUGCCAUUACAUCAAAUACAGCACACUUCUUUUGGAAGGAACCGGAGUCAAAUGGUGAUGCAAUAAAUAAAUACAUACUAGAAUGUGGUGAUCGUCAAUUGGAGACAGAUAAAAAUCAAACUGAUCUCCUGAUUGAGCAUUUAAGUCCAGAGCAAAUGUAUAAAAUUAGAGUACAGGCUGUGAAUUCGAUUGGUGCUGGUGCCUUUUGUACUUCACAAAAAAUAUUGACAAAACCUUUGCCACCGAAGCCACCUCGAUUAGAGUGCAUACAACAUGGCUACAAUUCUUUGAAACUUAAAUGGGGUAGUGGCGAUGGUGCGCCGACAUCAACAAUGAGCAAGAGUGCCAAUAUUAUGGACUUCCAUCGAUUUUAUGUUGAAAUGAAAAUUAAGAGCUCAUCAAAAGACUUUCAAAAUAUUUAUACAGGCACACGUAAUUCCAUCAAAGUACAAAAAUUACACGAGUCUACAGAUUAUGCAUUCCGUAUAUGUGCACAAACUGAGCAUGCUGGCAUUGGCACAUGGUCUGAAGAAUACUAUUAUCGUACUCAAGCAGCACAACCGAACGUUGUAAAGAUUCUUCGAUGCACUGAAAACUUUCCUCUGAUAAAUAACAAUGCAAAUGAGUCACAUAUUGAUAUAUUACCAACACUGACAGUUGAAUGGCAGCAUAGUAAAAAUAAUCACUUUAAUGAUAGCGUUGAAUAUAUCCUUCAAAAGGCAACUUCUGCUGUUAGUAAUAAUAAGAAUCUUCAAUAUGAGGAGGUCUACCGAGGUGCCGAUACCCGUUUCACAGAAACAGUUGAAUACGACACCGAUUAUAGUCUCCGCGUGAUUCCAGUUCGAGUAAUGAAAUCUAAGCGAACGACAUCUGUAUGCUCAUCCUCGACAAGAAAUUCACAUGAUAGUGAUGAAGUUGAUGGUCGACAGAGUAGCGAUGAAUCAGAUUCUGACGAAUCAGAUGAUGAGGUUAAAAGAAGAAUAAACGAUACACCAGUAACAUACGAAUAUGUGCUUGGUACAGCAUCUUCCGCUUAUCACUAUAGAUUGCCAAAAUCAUCAGAAGUUCAUUCAGUCGCAGCAAAUUCAACAAUAACGACAGCUUCAAGUCAAUCGACAAAUGCAUCUAGAAAAGUUACAAAAUCAAGCGUAAGUGCAAAGUCAUCACAAUCACAAGUCAAUGUUUCGAAAAAACAUCAUCACAUGCAGCAGAGCCAUAAACCAUCAAAUGUAGAGACAGAAUUAAAUUCAGUUGACUCAUCGGAUGAUGAGAAGCCAGCGGAAGUGACAAGUGCAAAGCAAAGUUUGUUCCUUAAUCUACUCAAAGCCAUUCGUGAAUUUUUCUAUAAUCGUAAUAAUUGGUCGGUGACUCAAGAGAGCAUAUUCAUUUGGCUUAUUUUCAUGAUCUUUGCAAUUAUUGUCGGAGGCAUUCUCCAUUUCAUCAUGGCGUAAGCAUAACAACUUAUAAAUUAAAAAAAAAAACACAAAAAAUAAUAAUUAAAAAAAAAUAUAAAAAAUGAUAAACAUAAAAAUAAUUAUUAUUAAAUCAAAUUUAUUCUGAAAAAAAAAAUCAAUCGAUAUGUGUAGCUCUAAAAAUUUAUAUAUAAAUUAAAAGCUUUUACGAAUGAUGAUGAUGAUGAGAAUAAGAAGGAAAUCGUAGUAUAUGAUGUAUACAUAUAACAAUCAGAAUUUUUAUGUGCAGGUUUUUUUCGAAAGAAGAUUGAUAAGGAAAUCCUUUUGUUUUUACAUGAGAAACUUUUUGUGCAUUAUUUUUUACAUAUAUAUUUUAAAAAUAUAUUCUUCUUACUUAUAUAUAUGGAUCAUGUAUGUUAUUAUAUACCUAUAACUAAAAUGUUUCUAUUGUCUUGAUUUAUAUUGUGUCUC